Stylonychia lemnae is the source of this 3915-nucleotide messenger RNA. NCBI's taxonomy places the organism in Eukaryota, Ciliophora, Spirotrichea, Sporadotrichida, Oxytrichidae. The record is from the annotation of a GenBank genome assembly.
AUGACUGAAUAAUUUAAAGCGAAUUUAAACGCCCAUCAGGUACUUUAGAAAGAUCAGCAUAACGUCAAUGUGCCUCAUAUCAUAACCUCCGCCAACAAUUAGCUUUUAAAGCGAGUACAGGCUCAAUCUAAGGAAACAAUCAAUGGCAAGAGAUCUCUGUAAACAGAGCGGAUAACCCCAAACAUAAAGAGCAAACAAUAGCCUUAAAGCGAGUUAAGGAACAUCAAUCCUCUGGGUGGAUAAAUAUACUUUGAAGGUCAAGUGGAUACAUUUCAGCCCAUUAAGUUUGAGAAUCAUAAGCUCUCGAGAGAUUCCUCUCCUGUGAUUGGUAUUAGGAAUAUGCAGACUCUAGAAAUAUCAAAUAACAAGAACUAGAAGCAGUAAUAGCUGACUCACCGAACAGCUAUGCCCUCUGAAACAAUGAAUAAAAAUUUUGACUUCCCUGUGCAAUCUAAAAAUUAUGUAAAUCAAAACUAAAAUACAACCCCAACUUACAUGACUUCUAAACAAACUGAGCAUGCAGCCAUGAUAGGCGCCUAGAUUAUACUGAAUCAGUAUUUGAAAAUACAGAGCUAGAACAACAAUCAGGAAAGCACUAAGCACAGCAAUAAAGAUACCUCUGCAAAUUAAAUUCAAUUCAAGAAAUCAAAAAGAGACAAACUAAUGCCGAGGAAAUAAAUAAUUGAAAAAGCAAAGGAUUAAAUUGUCAGCUAAGUCAUGCGAAAUCAGGAAAAUGUAUCCUAAGACUCUUCGAUGAAUUCCUAAUUCCUUCCCACGAUUUAGCAGGCUAAGAUAAUCACUAAUCAAAAGAUUUAUACUCAUUCUUCUAACAACAAUAAUGUGUCUCAAGUACAAUAAUCAACUGUGUUACUAGGCGGACUAAAUGGGAUUUCUUCUAUAAAACAUGAUAAGAAAAAAUCUUCAUAUAUGGGGAAUGAGUAUGAUAACACUUCAGCUACCAAGCCGACUAGCACUAAAAACACGCACAAAAAUCUUAUUUCUUUCAUAGAGGAAUAGAAAAAGUUCGCAAACGAGUUUACAAAGAUCUAGACUUAGCCAGAUUAGUACGUCAAUAAUAACAUCUCUCACAACGUGAUGUAUAGCCCUCAACCCAAUUAAGAAAUUAGGCAUGCGAAGUCGUUUAUCAACAAGCUAGAUAUCAGAGAUAGGGAAACCAUUGAUCAAAAGAAAAAUGGCAGCUUCUUUUAGUUUAAGUCUAAUGAAAAGCUUGAUUAAGUUGCUAGAUUCAAUAACAAAUAUAGAAUCGUAGAGGGUCUUCAUAGAAGUUUAAUUCAGAAGACCUAAACAACAGUCAAUACUGUAACACUCCAACUGCCUCAAAUAAAGCCUCUACCACAAAUUAAUAAUCUAAAUAGGAAUGAGAUUGAGACUGAUCAAACAGUACCAUCAGCAAGAUAGUCUGUGAUAUCUGAUAAUUAGGAAGCACUAUAUUCUUAGCAAAACCAGCAAACACUGGUUGAAUAACCUUAUUUCAACAUAAAUUAUCGACAGCAACAAAGCUUCUACAUUCAAGACUGCCAAUUGUCUCCUCAUCAGAUCUUCCCAGAAUAAUCCUAAUCGAACAAAGCUCUAAGGACUGGAGAGAUAAUAAUGCCGUUCUCAGGCCGUAAGAUGUUCUCGCAUGUGCUUGACAAAGAGUUGAAAUAGCAAUCUUAGUAAUCAUAAAAUCCUCCUUCGUAGGGAGAUGAUUGCACUUCAAGUUAGUACGGGGGUAAUCCAGUAAGCUAAAAUAAUACAUAUAUUGAUAUAAGGAGACUUGAUAUUUCAAAUCAUGCAGUAAGUGCCAAUAAAAUUAGAGAUCCCAAGAGUAAAUCUUUUACGCUAAAAAAACUCUAACUACAACAGCAAAAGAUAACACCAAGAAUAGAUGAGAGUGUAUUGAUGAGAAUGACGUCAAAUUAGUAACUAAGGAAUGAAACUGUUGCCAGAGAGGAUUAACUUAAGAACACUAAAAUAAAGCAGAUUCAUGAGCGUAGAAAUCAAUAAAAGCUAGUUCUAAAUAAAGCAAGCAUCAACUUUGAGGACAAAAAAGACUAGGAUGAGAUCCCUUUGAGAGAUAAGAACAACAACACAAAAUAGUCCUCUAUUAGCUAUAUUUCAGGUUUUCUAAAACAAAAACUACAGUUUAAAUCCCCUAGAGUGGAUACAAGGAACGAUACUGGAAAUCAGUUUGAAUCUAUUAUGAUUCAGAGCAUGGCGCUUUCAACCUAAUAGUCUUGCACUAAUAUAUUGUAGAAACACUCACAUUCCUGUCUGGCUAAUAAGGAGUCAGAACUAAAGUUGAGGACUAGAAAUGCGACACUGCUAAAUAUGAAUACGACAGAGCUUACUUAAACUGAAGUAACAGAAAAUUGGAGAAAUAAGUAAGAUGAGCCAGGUAGAGUAUCAAUGGAUGCAAUAAAGUUUCAUAAAACCCCUAUGGGUACAUAUAAAAUUGACUUUGAUAGUAAAUAGUAAAGGUUGAAAAUGCUGCUGAACUAAAAAGGCUCAUCUAUGUCAUCAAGCUUUGCCAGAGAAUGCAAGGAUCGAAUAAAGUAAAUGUUUCAACAGACAAAGAAACUACCAGCUAUGACGCUCUUGAAACAUGGAUAAUCACAUCGACUGCAAUUCAGCAGGAGAUAGAAUAUGGAGUACAGGCCUUUAGUUAUUCUCAUAUUUUCUGACUUGGUUGGUGUGCUUGAAUCAUAAUGGGAUUAGUAAGAGAAAAAGAAGAUCAAUCACAAACUAUACUUAAAAAGACAGUUCUUAAGUUUCCUUAAAGAUCUGCUGGAGCAAUAUCAAGUUGCUCUCUAUAUAGAUGUCAGGGGUAAAGAUAAAUACUAAUACAUAAAAGAGAUAUUGUUGUAAAAAGAAGAAUAUUAUUUUGAUGGCUUGUAUACCUUCAAUCAUGAAGAGACUUAAUAGAACAGUCGGAUUGAUAUAGACUAAAUUUUAAUUGACUUUGGGGUGCUGGAUAAUAAUGGCAAGUCCAGAUAAAAAAGCGUGGUUAAAUGCAUUUAAGGUAUAAAGUAUGAAGAAUUUUAGUAGCCACCACCUGAGGAAGAAAUAGAAGCUGAAGAGGAAAAUAUACAGGUAGUUAAAUCGCCUGAUUAUGAGUUGAUCGAUAGUUUAAGAUAAGCACAAUAUCAAAUUGAAAGUGGAGAUGUAAAAGUACUCAAUAUCAUAGUUGGAUAAAGCUAAUUUAAUUUGGAAUCAGUACUUAAAGUAAUUAGGGAGGACAAUUAUCAAGUAAAUAAAUAUGUUAAAAGGCACGAUUUCAAUAUAAAUAUGCUCUCAAAUGCUGUUGACUUAGCUGGCUAUUAUGGUCAGCUAAAUCCUGUGCUAGAUUUCUAAGAACAGUAAGCUUGUUUGAAGUUUGAGUAGUAUCAGCCAGAUAUAAAAAUAGCUGGCUUGCUAGCUGGUUUAAGAGAUAAAAACGCCUACAUCAAAAAUGAGAAGGCCAAGUACUUUAACUAAUAUCGAACUAAGUACAGAAUAGCUCACGAGAUUAAUAAUAACAAUAUGAUUAAUGCAAUGCUAGAAAGCUCAAUGAUGUCAUCUCAUGAUCAAUCUCAAUACCAUACAAUAGAUAAUAAUGCAAAUAACAAUAACCUAAAUUCAAGCGGAAGCUAGAUUUAGAUGAGUCCUGAUUUCUUGAACAUGCCUUAUUUUUAAGUAAAGAGCUUUGACAACUCACCCAAGAAGAUUUAUAAGCAAACCGUCAUUGAAGAAGAAGAUGAUUUUUAUGAUAAUGAUAAUAGCUAGUAUAUGAAUGCUGAAAUCUUAAAUUUCAAAGAUAGCACAAUUGUAAUUGGGACCAGGAAUAAUUUCGUAAUAGAUGACUAUGUCUUGAUUGAUCAAAGAGUAGUUAAGUCUGCUUGCAGAAAUGUUCUGCAGUGGCUCUGUAAAAAAUGA